Ilex paraguariensis (yerba mate) is the source of this 1465-nucleotide messenger RNA. Lineage: Eukaryota; Viridiplantae; Streptophyta; Magnoliopsida; Aquifoliales; Aquifoliaceae. The record is from the annotation of a GenBank genome assembly.
AAAAAAAAAAAAAAAACAAGGAUACUAGCAGCAGAGGACAAACAAAAAUUAACAGCAGAAAAUGCUUGAAACCGUAAAAUACCUGAUCGGCUCCCCUGGCCCAAGCGGCCAUGGCUCCAAGUCCACCGCCGAACAAGUCACUGAGAACUGUCCUAAUCUCCGUUCAUUCACCGCCAUCAUCACCGGUGCCACGUCAGGGAUCGGAGCCGAGACGGCUCGAGUGUUAGCUAAACGCGGCGCGAGGCUAGUCCUUCCGGCUCGGAACCUCAAAGCAGCGGUGGAAGCUAAGGCUCGUAUAGUAUCGGAGUUUCCUGAUUCGGAGAUUUUCGUCUUGGCUCUCGAUCUCAGCUCUCUCAAUUCGGUCCGAAGCUUCGUUGCAGAGUUUAUCUCUCUCAAUUUGCCUCUCAAUCUCCUCAUUAACAACGCCGGCAAAUUCUCAUACGAGCACGCAAUCUCCGAUGAUGGAAUUGAGAUGACCUUUGCUACCAAUUAUUUAGGUCAUUUUCUGUUGACGAAGCAGCUGGUGAAGAAGAUGAUUGAAACGGCAAAGACAACAGGCGUUCAAGGACGGAUAGUGAACGUGUCGUCAGGCAUUCACAGCUGGUUUUCCGGCGAUGUAAUUCGUAGUGUCGGGGAGAUAACUCGAAACAAAAGUUGGUACGAUGCGACACGAGCUUAUGCCCUGUCGAAGCUGGCCAACGUUUUGCACACCAAGGAACUUGCUCACAGACUGAAGCAAAUGGAGGCAAAUGUGACCGUGAAUUGUGUUCAUCCGGGAAUUGUGAAAACCAGACUCACCAGAGACCGUGAAGGCCUCGUCACUGGUCACCACAAUAAUCUGCUAAAACUGAGUCUUUAUUAUGCAGUCACACAAACCCUUUAUAGUACUUCUGAACUUUUUAUGUUAAAAAAACAUGCAGAUCUGGUAUUCUUCUUCGGUUCAAAAUUCGUCAAGACGAUUCCUCAGGCAGCUGCGACGACUUGUUACGUGGCAACUAAUCCUAGACUUAAGAACGUAAGUGGGAAGUACUUCGCAGACUGCAAUGAAGCUUCACCGUCGAAAUUGGGUUCCAACUCAACCGAAGCAGCCCGUUUGUGGUCCGCCUCUGAAAUUAUGGUUUCCGGAGGUUCAAAAUUAGCAGCAGUUUUUGAUCCAUUCAAUGAGUUAGACUAAAUGUAAAUUAGUUAUAGUUACUCAAAAACGUAGGCAAGGUAUAAAAAAUUUAUAUUUAUACAUACACAGGAAAACAAAAGGAUAGAUAGUCUCUUUCUAGUCCCUCUAUUCUAUGCUUACCACCAACUACAUUCCUUUGAUUGCUUGUUGUACUGUGACGGAUCGGGAAGAUAAAAUAUUAUUAUAUUAUAUAUUACGAGGCCAUGUAAGCUCUCAAAUCUUGAGUAUAUAUAGCAGCGUAAGUGCAGAGAAAUGUCGACUGGUGUAUGUGUAUGAUAUGGGUGGUCCAAC